This is a messenger RNA of Blepharisma stoltei, 1518 nucleotides long. NCBI's taxonomy places the organism in Eukaryota, Ciliophora, Heterotrichea, Heterotrichida, Blepharismidae. The record is from the annotation of a GenBank genome assembly.
AUGAGCGCAGUUCUUACCUCAUCUCUUGGACUUAUGAGGAGAAUGCCUCCUUCUGCAUGUGAAAAAAACCUCGCUGGCGUCUCUAAAUUAAUUGAAAAUGAAGAAAUAGUUGAUCAAGUCUAUCAAAGAGUCGACAAACCUUUAGAAUUAGGAGUCUGUGAAACUAUUUUUAAUUAAAUUCUCUGAUGCAAAAGCCUUUUAUAUUAUUUUAGACAAGGAAUUUUCUACUAAAAAUUUUCGCCUUAUAAAUAAAUUGCCUACUAGCCACCGCCAGGUUUUGACAAGUUUACUUGUUUUCAAAUAUUUACGAGGCAAAAUAUCUCAAAAUUCAAUAAAAUUUUUCCCUGAAACUACAGGCAACCAAUUCAUCCUUUGUGAAUUCAAUCGUGAUGGUGACUCAUACAGGUCUCCUUAUAGUAACAACUACCAACCCCCUCUUCCAGACAGCCAUGGUCCAUCAGCCGAUCUCCGCCAAAUGGAAAUAAAAGCUAAUGACAUUUUUAGUGAAUAUCGAAAACUUUACUAUGAAGGAGGAACAGCUUCUGCUUACUUAUGGGACACAAAUCCUAAUGAGUUCGCUGGAGCUUUUCUUGUGAAAAAGGAUUUAGGACCUUCAGGGAUUGUAGAAAAAGGUGCAUGGGAGUCUACGAAUUUGGUGACUGUAAGAUUGUCGCCAGAAAGCAGAACAAUAACUUAUGUAAUAACAACGACUGUGUUUUUACAAAUUACAAUUAAUGGGAUUGUUUUUAAAAAAAUAAAAAAAUAUACUUUUUGGAAUAAAUAAUAUUAAGGAUUUUUAUAUUAAUUAGGAUUAGACAUAUAGAGUUAAAUAAGAAUAAUUAAGAUAAAUUUAUUAACUCCCCCCCCCCCCUCCGUGAGCGAACAAAAAAAUUUUUGUUCGCUCACGGAGGGGGGUUUAUUUUUUUUUUUAAAAAAAAAAUUAUAUAUAAAUUUUAUAAAAAAUAUUUUUUUCGAAAUUUAAAAAAAAUCCUAAUUUGCAAAAAUUGGGAAGCAAAUAUUAAUUUAAUUUGCAAAAUUUAUGUUUUAAAAACGCAAUUUGUUUAAAAUUAAACAGAAUUAGCUCUAGAUUUCAUUAUACUAAUUAUCACUUAUAUAUCAAAAUUUUUUUCCAUUAAAAUUUUUUCUAUUAAAAAAAUUUUUGUUCACUCACGGAGGGUGGGUUUUUGGUCAAAAAAUGGGCGAUUUUUCUAAUGGUUUUGUUCGCUCACGGAGGGGGGGGGGGGGAGUAAGAAAAAAAAAUAAUGGAUAAUUAAUGACCCAGUAGCUGGAAAAGUAGAAUUAAGUGGAAGCGUUUCAAGGCAGAACCAAGAGACCGCAGCUGCUAAUAGCAAUUUGUAUGCAGAUGCUCAUAUAUAUGGAAUGAUUUUUGCAGUUGAAAACAUGGAAAGUAAGCUAAGAAGCUCGAUUGAUAUGAUAUAUGUUGGAAAAACAAGUGAAAUUUUGGAUAAGACGAGAAAAGUGGAGCCAGAAGUAAGAAGCAGAUAUAAAUUAGCUUAA